AUGCAGUCGUCGCUCGCCACCGGGAGGGCGCCCACGCUCGGGCGCGCCCGCGUCGCGCCGUCCGCAUCCUCCCGCUCCAACCUCGGCGCGGGUCGCGCGAUGUGCGGCUUCGGGUCCGAAUCGUUGCGCGGGUCCGGGCGGGCGGCCGGCGUGACGCUCCCGCGUCGCCGCGCCGCGACGCCGUGCCGCGCCAAGACCCUCGAGGAGCGCAUCGCGUCCGGGGAGUUCACCAAGCCGCGCUCCUCGCCCGCCGAGGACCUGCUCAACGGCUUCCGCGGGUUGAUUAGGAACGUCGACAACCCCCAAGCGCGAGGACUCUCCGUGUCCCUCGCCAAGCUCUCCCGCAAGUGGAGGAACGAGUCAAUGAGCCGCAUGCCCGUCGCGGCGGGUGACAUUCGCGAGAUCGCCGGCCAGCCCGUGUUUGUCCCUCUGUACAAGCUCUUCCUCGCGUACGGCGAGAUGUUCAUCCUCGCCAUCGGGCCGAAGAAGUUCGUCGUCGUGUCGGACAACGAGGUGGCGAAGGAGAUGCUGCUGACGCAGGCCAACUCCUUCAGCAAGGGCUUGCUGUCCGAGAUUCUCGACUUCGUCAUGGGCACCGGCCUCAUUCCCGCCAACGGCGAGACGUGGAAGAUUCGGAGGCGAACCGUGGUGCCGAGUCUGCACAAAAAGUACGUGGCGUCGAUGGUGGACAUGUUCGGAGACUGCGGCGUGCACGGUAGCGCGCAGCUCGCCAAAUCCGAGCGCGAGGGUAAGACGGUGGAGAUGGAGAACUUCUACUCCCGUCUGGCGCUGGACAUCAUCGGCAAAGCCGUGUUCAACUACGACUUUGACUCGCUCAAGAAGGAUGACCCGGUGAUCAAGGCUGUGUACACCGUGCUUCGCGAGGCUGAGUACCGAUCGGUGACGUUCAUCCCGUACUGGAAGGUCCCGCCGCUCCGGUGGCUCGUGCCGAGGCAGAAGGCGUGCCAAGAAGCGCUCGUCGUCGUCAACGACACUCUCAACAUGCUCAUCGAGCGCACCAAGAAGAUUGUGGAGGACUCAGACGAGGAAUUCGUCGAGGAGUACCUCAGCGGCGACGAUCCGUCCAUCCUCAACUUUCUCAUCGCCUCCGGGGACGAUGUGACGUCCAAGCAGCUCAGGGACGACCUCAUGACGCUGCUCAUCGCGGGGCACGAGACCACGGCGGCUGUGCUGACGUGGACGACCUACCUACUCGCCACGCACCCGGAGCAGAUGCGGAAGGUUCAGGAGGAGGUUGACCGCGUCGUCGGCGACAGGCGGCCGACGAUCCAGGACAUGAUGGAGCUCAAGUACACCACCCGCGUGAUCAACGAGUCCAUGCGGCUCUACCCGCAGCCCCCGGUGCUGAUCCGACGGGCGCUGGAGCCCGUGACCCUGGACGGGUACAAGAUUGAGACGGGGACGGAUUUCUUCAUCUCCGUCUGGAACCUGCAUCGCAACCCUCGCCUCUGGCCGGAGCCCGACAAGUUCAUCCCCGAGCGCUUCCCGCUGGACCAGAAGAUGCCCAACGAGGUCACCGAGAACUUCGCGUACCUCCCCUUCGGCGGCGGUCAGCGCAAGUGCGUCGGCGAUCAGUUUGCGCUCUUCGAGUCCAUCAUCACCCUGGCGAUGGUCUGCCGCAGGUUCGACAUCGACCUGGAUCCCGCGUUCCAUCCCGACGGCGAGUGCGGCAUGACCACGGGCGCGACGAUUCACACCACCGGCGGGCUGCACGUGAAGCUCACGCGCCGUGCCGGCAUGGGCGGCGACGAGAUGGGUUACGACGAGACCACCCGCUCGCUCGACGAGCUCGAGGACGUCAACACGCGGGGCGGGACGCCCGAGGCGGCCGUCGGCUCCUUCGACGAGCGCGAGAUCGAGGAGGCGCGCGACGUCAAGGAAGCCGCGGUCGUGGUCGGCGCCAAGACCGCGGGCGCCACGGAGGUCAGGAGCGGCAGCGGCGGGGCGAAGGGCGAGACGCCGGCGAUCGACGGGGAACGGUUCGAUCAGGCGGUUGCAGAGGCGGAGGAUAUCCUCGCCAAGGAGGAGGCGGCGCGGGUCGAGGCCCAGAAGGCGCGCUGA
Micromonas commoda is the source of this 2082-nucleotide messenger RNA. RefSeq lists its product with no specific name. Gene Ontology annotation, molecular function: iron ion binding; heme binding; beta-carotene 3-hydroxylase activity. Gene Ontology annotation, cellular component: chloroplast. NCBI's taxonomy places the organism in Eukaryota, Viridiplantae, Chlorophyta, Mamiellophyceae, Mamiellales, Mamiellaceae. The record is from RefSeq and is a predicted model, not a curated record. The transcript has 2 exons. Gene Ontology annotation, biological process: xanthophyll biosynthetic process. Bases 1 to 2082 code for a protein of 693 amino acids.